AUGAGCGAUCGAGAAUCGAAGAUCUCGACAACAUCUUCUGAUGCCCCCAGCGAUGUUUCAGAGGGGGAAAUUCAGGCGAAUUGGAGCCAAAGGCCGCACGAUGGUCAAGUUGAGGUAGUUCGUGGUCCGUAUAAAGGGCGGAAGGGUGUCGUUAUAAGACGGAAAUCAACUCUUGCCGGAAAUCACAUAUCAUCGUGGCGCUACAUGGUCAAAUUGAAUGCCACAUAUGAUGAACAUGGCGUCGUUGUUGUUCAAGAGGAGGAUCAGGUGGUGUUUUUGCAUGUCUAUCUCAAGCCUCGUUCGCGAGCUUAG
Sparassis crispa is the source of this 312-nucleotide messenger RNA. RefSeq lists its product as hypothetical. Bases 1 to 312 code for a protein of 103 amino acids. The record is from RefSeq and is a predicted model, not a curated record. The transcript has 3 exons. Lineage: Eukaryota; Fungi; Basidiomycota; Agaricomycetes; Polyporales; Sparassidaceae.